Molecule: messenger RNA, 6127 nt
Organism: Frieseomelitta varia
Lineage: Eukaryota; Metazoa; Arthropoda; Insecta; Hymenoptera; Apidae
Gene: Chi
Product: LIM domain-binding protein 2
Exons: 9
Coding region: 2042-4069 (675 amino acids)
Biological process (GO): positive regulation of transcription by RNA polymerase II; negative regulation of transcription by RNA polymerase II; nervous system development
Cellular component (GO): transcription regulator complex; nucleus
Molecular function (GO): LIM domain binding
Source: RefSeq, a predicted model, not a curated record
UCGCGUCGCGUCGGUUGCGUGGACACCGGGCAUCGGGCGCUCACGUGGCUCCCCACUUUUCCUUCGGUGCGUGAGCCUGCUCCCUACCGACACGACGACGACGACGCUCCUUUCGCCGUGGCUUCGGCAGCACAGCUCCCCCCACCCUGUGUCCUCGCGUGGCUAUUCCCCUCCAGAGCGUGUGCUGCUCUGUCCUCGAAAGCUCGGGCACGACGGCAGCGCCGCCACGCCUGCCGCUCCGCAGUAACGCGAUUGCUCUCGUCGAGAAUACGACUAUCUUGCGGAGAGUGCCGCUCCGUUGUUCCGUGACACGCAACGCGCGCGUUGUCCCGCGUCGUUCGUGUUUCUGCCUCUCUUCUUCGUUCUCUUCUUCCCCUUUUCACCCCUGUCUCCGCAUCCUUCCUCGUCUGUUGCAUUUGGUGUCGAUCGCGCGCACGGUGACUCGUCGACGAGUGUUUCCACAGUGAUCGUCCCGCGAUACCACACAUUCGUGCUGUUCGUGCUGUUCGGAUUCGUGUUGUUCGUUUCUCGCACACACACACACAAGCCUGUCUGUCUCUCUCUCGUUCUUUGCAUCGCGCGCGCGCGCGCGAGAAAGAGAGAGAGAGAAAUAGAGAAUCGGAGUACGUCGGAGAGUUGGUUUUUCGGAGUCGAUUCAUACAGAGAGAGAAAGAGAGAGAGAGAGAGCAGCCGGUGUUUCUAUCCAGUGGUAGAAAGGACCAUAGAGCGAGGAGAUCUCUCGGAGUCGCGAGAAGCGUCACGGAUUAUGCCGAGACGCGACCAAGAGAGAAUAGCAGGGAAGCAGCGUGGUUGUGAUCGCGUGGGCCUGAUGUUCGGGUCGCCUAGCGGCGACUGAGUUCGGGAUGCUAAAAGUUCCCGCGGGAGUCGGCGGCGAGAACGAGUGUGUUGGCUGAAGGAGGAGAGAAGAAGGCCGGCAGGAUGAGCGGGAGACGAGGUGUUGUGCUGGUCCGCGACGUAGGUGCGCAUCGCGACGCCGACGACGUGACGGCCACGUGCCCCCUACGCGGAUGCCUGUACGCUACUUGUCGCCACUGAAUUGCCGUUCGCUGUUCUCUCUUACGUCGUGUACUACGAACGAACGUCGUACUUGGUGCAGACAGCACACAGUAAUUGUGUACGAGCGAAACGGUGACCGCCGUUUUUCGUAGAAACGAGUUCGUAUUUGCCAAGUGUUUGUUUUAUUGUGAUUCCUCGAUAGAUGGAGCAUAGAGUGUAUCGGUGAUCUUUUUUUUUUCUUCUUCUUCCACGUACAUACGUAUUCUCGUAUCCUCGUAAGUGCGCGGUGACUCGCUUGAUCUUGUUUUCUGGUUGGUUUCUGUUGUUCUGGCGUGACCGAAGAUCAGUUUGCGGAAAAUCGUUGGAUGACUUUGGUCGUUCGCGACAGACGCGAACAGGUGGCACGCGCUUCUCUCGAAUCUUUCGACGCCGGUGAAAGGAGCGAGAAAGAGGACGCUGGUUGGCGUUCAGAUCGGUGAUGAACUGGGUUGUGUCACGGGACACUGUUAUACUCGAAACCGGAGUAUCGAGAAACUGGAGAUCGAGCUUGAUACCACGAGGUGCCGUCCCUUCCGUCCUAGUACCGAUCUCUGCUUCUUCGAAACGUACAAAGUGCGUAGAGUGUUGUGAUUCGUAAAUAAUAAUAACCAUCACGGUGUGCGCGGAUGCGGAUAGUUCGCAGUGAUUGCACGCCGCGUGGAUCUUGCGUGGAUCCUCCAAGUGGGAUCCAUUCCGUGGUUUCUCGUUCGAAAUCGUCAACGGACACGCUUCUCUGAAACAGUGAAACAUACACGAGUGUGGGACUUCAACGAGGGAUAUACAUACAGGAUCUCGGAUACAGGAUCAAAUCAAUUGCAUCAAAUCGAACAACAAGUGGAGUUGGCAAGUCGCAGCGAGAAGUGGAAUAUCUCUGGAGGAGGGGAUCGUGAGAUAUCGUGAGAUUCCCGCGCUCGUCGUCGUACCAUAGUCAUCAGGCCGACGGGAGUUCGAGGAGAGGGUGAAGGGCGUCGUGGAGGGGGGAGUGAUGCCGGUGAGGGUGGCACAGCGCCCCCCAGGUGGAAUACCACUGCACGCCGGCGUGCCGGUAGCGCCCAGCAGCGUAACCGCCUCCGGUCCGUCGGGCCGGUGCCUCGGGGGCCCGGCAGCGCCCCCCGCCGGCUCGCCACCGCUGCCGCCCUCUCUGCAAGCGCUCGGCGGCGGUGUGAGCAACAACGCCAACAGCAACACCGCCGGUCCCGCCAGCAACGGAUCCAGCAACGGUAACCACGGCCUUCAGAACACCGGCAACGCCAGCGUCAACAACGCCAACAGCAUAGUCGGCACCGCGAACAACGUCGGUCUAGGUGGAGGCGUCAGCACGACGAGCGGCGCCACGAAUCCCUUGCAGGCGAUGGCGUCGGCGGCGGCCUCGCUAACACAGCUGAACAACAUGGCGAAUGGCCCGCUGCCGCCGCUAGCGGCCACUGGACCCACUGGGCCGCCUAGUUUGCCGCCUCCGCAGCCGGCCACCACGCCGACACACGGUGGCCCACCGACGCCGCACGCCGGUGUCACCGGUGGGCCCCAUUUGAACGGAGCGUCCCCGAGUCCUCACCCAAUGCCACCCCACGGUAUGAUGAGCGGAUCGCCUCACGCGCCCCACCCGCACAUGGGUGGCGGCGGUCCCUCGCCUCAUCCUCACCAUCCCGGGCCCCACAUGGUCGGCUCGCCGCAUCAUCCUGGUCCGCAUCCGAUGGGACCCACAGCCAGCAUGAUCGGGGCCGGUAUGCAGCCGCAAGGCGCGCCUGGCAUGUGCGGCCCCGGACCCACCGGCCCAAUGGGGCCGCACGCUCAUCCCCAAGGACCUGGAGUACCCGGUCAACCUCACAUGCACAACGAUCCAUUUUACUGCUCGCCUUUCGGAUCCCACUACUUCAGAUCGUCUCCUGUCCGCAGGAGACAUACUCCGUACUUUGGCCAGCCGGACUACAGGCUCUACGAGUUGAACAAGAGGUUACAGCAGCGUACAGAGGAGAGCGACAAUCUCUGGUGGGACGCGUUCGCGACCGAAUUCUUCGAGGACGAUGCAACCUUAACCCUCACGUUCUGCUUGGAGGAUGGUCCCAAGAGAUACACGAUAGGCAGGACGUUAAUACCUAGGUACUUCCGUUCGAUAUUCGAGGGCGGAGUGACGGAACUUUACUACAAUUUGAAACACCCGAAGGAAUCAUUUCACAAUACCAGCAUAACCCUCGACUGUGAUAACUGCGUUAUGGUCACGCAUCACGGAAAACCGAUGUUCACGAAGGUAUGUACGGAGGGUAGAUUAAUAUUGGAAUUCACGUUUGACGACCUCAUGAGGAUAAAGUCGUGGCACAUGUCGGUGAGGACGCACAAGGAACUGGUGCCGAGGACCGUGGUCGGCAUGCAACAGGACCCGACGAUGCUCGAGCAGCUUAGCAAGAACAUCACAAGGCAGGGCAUCACCAAUUCCACCUUGAAUUACCUUAGGUUAUGCGUGAUCUUGGAGCCGAUGCAAGAACUGAUGUCGAGGCACAAGGCGUACGCGUUGUCACCGCGGGACUGCCUGAAGACGACCUUGUUCCAGAAAUGGCAGAGGACGUUUGCCCCGCCGGGUAAGAGAGAGUCGCAGAGGCCGGCCAGUAAGAGGAGAAAGCGAAAGGGCAGCACGUCGGGUCCGGGUAACAACGCGCCGCCAGCGCCCAGCAAAAAGAGAUCACCGGGACCGAAUUUUUCACUGGCGUCACAGGACGUGAUGGUUGUCGGUGAACCGUCGCUGAUGGGAGGGGACUUUGGCGAAGAGGACGAACGGGUAAUCACGAGGUUGGAGAACACGCAGUACGACGCGACGAACAGCUUGGACCCGCACAGUCACGACACGCCCGGUGGACCACCUCCGCAUCCGCAUCAAUUCCACUCGGAACCGACCCCGGGUAACUCCUGGCCUCCGGACCGCGGUCCUGGACCGCCACAGGGAGGACCCGGCAGUCAGGUUGAUGCGAGAAAAUACCGUCUGAUCAAGGGGAGCAAGUUCGAAUUCGCAAUGCGUUGAAAGGAUGAGUUACUCGAACUCGAAUCACGGUCGACUUUCAACAGUCGCCUUCUGAGUUUGCAUAUUCUUAAGCUGAGGAUCGAGUUCGAGCUAACCAGCAAAUUCAACGAGCUGACGAGAUAUCCACGAGAAGCCGGAGAAGUUACAGCGUAUUACGUCGUUCGUAGUAAACUACUCUGUCAGCCAAACGAAAUGAUUUAAAAAAAAAAAAAAUAAAGAAAAAAGAAAAACACUUGUAACGCAGUUUCGUGUCAUACUAACAGAAACAUUUAAGCACGAGGCAUAAAAAAGAAAUUCGUGGCUCGGGUUGGACUUCGUCGACGACCGAAUAGAGACGUCUGCUGGUCAACAGCAGGAAUACGGACGAAGAAGAGGAGGAACGUUAGACAACGGGGAAGAGGGCACGAACGUCGGCGUUUCAUCACGUCCAUUGAACUCUGCGCUUUCGGGUGGUUCCACUUGUGGAUGCACGCGUGCGUCGCGGACGCGACAGCGAACGAUAGCGAAACUUCUUUUCCGAAAUAUGUACAAAGUCAUCGUAUACACGCGUCAUGCACGACACACACAGACACACACAUACACACACGGUCACACACCAUUUUUUACAUCGGAGAACGACCGUCCGUCCUCCGAUUCUAUUCUGUUUUUUUUUUUUUUUUUUUUUCGAGUAAAACGAUCAAUUGCCUUGCGAGAUUUUCACCUGCGUGUCCUAUACUUUCGCUCGUUUAGUUAUUUGUAUAGGUGUUGUCGAGACGCGAGGAUGGACACACGAGCGAAAAUGAGGAGAACAGCUGGGAGCGUAACGACACACCACUUACGACUACACACUUACACUUACACUUGCGACUAUACAGAUUGAAUUAGAUAGAUAAGCUACGCGUGAAGCCAGUACAGUCCCACAGCGUGACAGUGUGCGAAGAGGAAACAUGAAUUGAACGAAAGCAAUGGAAAAAGAAGUAGAAAAAUAGUGCGAAGGAGAACGAGAGGAGACGAGUGUGUUUCUUAAAAAUAAAAAUAAAAAAAUAAAAAAAGAACGGAGAAUUUAGCGUGUCUGGUCGAAAACGAUUGCGAUGUCGAGCGUUGUCUUGAUUUCAGGGGUGAGAAAUUAUUAGGGGAUGAGAGAGGAAGAAUUUGGUGUGUGCGAGCGAAGAGUGCGUGCGAUUACACGAGACUAAGUGUGAGAAGAAAGAAAGAAAAAAAAACUAGUGUUUUAAAGUGUGAGAGAGUAAGGUUUAAGGGAGAGAGAGAGAGUGAGAGAGAGAAAGCAGGAUUUAAAUGCGACCGAUUGAUUAUUUCGACACGAGCAUGCGGUGGGUUUUAGGAUAAAUGAUCUAUUGACAAAUGUUGUAUAUUAUUACGAAUUAUAAUGACACUAUUAUAAUUAAUUAAUUAAUUAAUUAAUUAUACCCUAAUUACGUGAAUUGAAUUUAAAAGAAAAAUAACAAAAGAAUAAAAAAAGAAAAAAAAGAAAAAAAAGAACAUGAAAGAAAUGAAAGACGAAGCGACAGAAGACGAACAAAGCGGAAAACGGAAGUAUAUGUAUAUAUAUAUAUAUACACACAUAUAUAUGUAUAUACACGCAAGAACCGAGACGAUAGAUGAUAUAACAUAGGAAGGGAAAUUAUAAUUCGAAAGGGGAACGAAUUCCAGUCGUUUGCAAAGCACACACGGAGCCAGAGAAUCGCAAUAGCUCGAGGCUGCGAACUUUUGAAAACGAACGCACAUUGAGACAAGGUAUUUAGCCUCGUUGUCGCGCUCUGUUGGAACGAAUGAAUUUAAAAAAUAAAAGGAACGAGAGGAAAGAAGAAAAGAAAAGAAAAGAAAAGAAAAGAAAAAAAUCAAAAGGUUCGAGCGUGGUGGUGGUGUGUUUUCUGACGAGUGCCGGAAGGACCGAACGCUUUGCCAACGAGAAGUGCAUCGACCAACAUUUUCCAACGAAAACCCAUUCUCUUCUGUCGAGUUUCUCUCGCUUUCGUACCGCGAUCAUUAACAUUGCGCGAACCCUGUACAUUCUUCGACUUUGUAAAUUUUUCUGCUAGUAAACGAAUUCGGAUUUUA